AUGAAAGCAAAGGCUUGCAAGGCCGGAAAGGAGGUCACUGUCAGAAGGAAGGGGUAUUGUGGCCUCCACGAGUGUCGCUGCCCAAAAGACAAUGAAUGUCCGUCGACACUUGCUGAAGUUUGCGGAAGUGAUGGCAAAACCUAUGACAAUGAAUGCAAACUGAAAUUACAAUCGUGUAAGGUGGACGGCAGUCUUGUGGUCAUGAAACAAGGACGCUGCGAUGAUUGCUCGGAAAUGAAAUGCCCACCGAGCCAAGUCUGUAAAGUGAUUCAAAGCGUGGCCAAGUGCCAGUGCCCCGAUAUACGCGACUGCAGCUAUAUUCCAGCGCCGGUCUGCGGUUCAGACGGUAUUGAGUAUCCUAACGAAUGUCAUCUUAAGGUCAAGUCUUGUUCCACUGGCGGUGGAUUGGUCGUAGUUAACAAAGGCCCGUGCGUGGGUGGCUGUCGCCUCGUGAGGUGUCCAAUUUACGCAGUUUGUCACAACGCUCCCGAUGGGUCUCACACUUGUGUGUGUCCGAAGAAACAGGACUGUCUGCCAGUAAUGAAGACAGUGUGUGGCACAGACGGUAAAACGUACAUCAACGAGUGUCUUAUGAAAGCCAUCGCCUGUGAGAGGAAACAGAAGACUGAGAAGAGGAAAGAUGGACUGUGUGAUGCAUGUAAGUUUGUAGCCUGCCAGAAGCACAGAAAAUGUGAGGUGGUAGCGGACGGCUCCACUCAGUGCGUGUGCCAGGUACGUGCUGAAUGCCCAGUUGGAGGAGAUCCCGUAUGUGGAAGUAACGGUAACACGUAUGAUAACGAAUGUCACUUCAAGGCCGAUGCCUGCGGAAGUGACUUGAAGAUGAAGAAAGGAAGAUGCGAUGCAUGCUCCUUCCAUCAGUGUAAGCCGUAUCAAGACUGUGUUGUAGUUGACAACAAAGCGAAGUGCCAGUGUCCCAGAAGAUGUUCGUCCGAUGAAGAUCGAGUGUGUGCCAGCAAUGGGAAAUCUUACACAAACGAGUGUCUGAUGAGGGCAAAGGCGUGUAAGGCUAGAAGACAGCUCACUGUGGUGAAGAAAGGGGAAUGCGAUGCGUGCGCCCUGAAAAGAUGUGAUUUAUAUCAAAGAUGUGUCCUUGAUAGUAACAACCAAGCAAGAUGUGUUUGCCCUUCUCCUCUCCAGUGCCUGCGCAGCCAAGUAGCCUCGCCUGUUUGUGGUAGUGACGGUAUAACCUACGCUAGUGAGUGUGCGCUGAGGGCAGCAAACUGCCCAAAACGAUUGAAGGCUCGCUUGCUGUUUAGGGGAGAGUGUGGUUUGGUCGUGCUACCAUGCUCAAGUACCUUUUGUAGGUAUGGCGCCAGGUGCGGCUUCACAAAAGGUUACCCAGAGUGUGUAUGUCCCAUGGAAAUUGAUUGUGCGUCAGAAAAAAACUAUGUGUGUGGUAGUGACGGAAGAAGAUAUGACAACCCAUGUGUGAUGGCGGCCAGAGCUUGUCAGAUGAGAAAGGAAGUUACAAUCGUAGAAUUCGGUGAAAAAUGCGGAGCAUGUCGACAAGCAAAAUGUGAGAGGUUCUUUGCCGAAUGUCGGUUUACGGACACAGGUCUGGCAACUUGUGUUUGUCCUGAGGAGAAUCAGUGUCCUUUGGAAAGUGAUGAAGUGUGUGCUGAUGAUACCAUCACGUAUCGCACAGAGUGUCAUAUGAGGGCGAAUUCCUGCAAGAAUAAGGUUCCUCUUAGAGUUGUCAAGAAAGGACCCUGUGUAACUUGUAAAGAGAUCAAGUGUGAAUUCUACGGCAAAUGUGUCAAGAAAGAUAGAAAACCCGUGUGUCAGUGUUCUAAAAAAAAGGAUUGUCCUCCUUCAAAAUAUCCCGUAUGUGGAUCCGAUGGCAAGCAAUACAUCAGUACGUGUGAAAUGGAGGUGGAAUCGUGCAAUAACAAAAGGUCCAUCACAGUCAAGAACAAAGGAGUGUGUGAACGAGGUCAAUUGGUUGGCUUCAGAGGUAACGGUUACUUGGAGUACAAAAUUUUGUCAGGUGUGCAGAAAGAAACAAAUAUUACGAUGAAAUUCCGACCAAUCAGUCGCACGGGUGUCAUACUGAGUAACCAAGACACCGGUAGAGAUUUUAUCUUCAUUCUCUUGAAACGCGGACAGGUGAUAUUCAGUUAUGACCUGGGCGAAGGACCAGUCGAAAUCAUAAGCAACCAAUUUGUGAGGUUAAAUGACUGGAACCAGCUGCGUGUGUACAGGAAAGGUAUCAACGGGUACCUGGAGCUGAAUGGAGUGCGUGUCAGCGGUGCCUCGCCUCUAGGCCUCAGACAACUUGAUAUCGAUCGUAAGAUGUUCCUUGGAGGAAUUGUCACCAUACAAGGAGGCACUGGACUACUUGGAGUAAAAGCUGGUUUCUAUGGAUUGAUGGCAGAACUUAUCAUCAAUGGUGUGCAUUACGACUUGCAUUUACAAGGCCUAGUUAAGGGCCAACCUUUGAACGGUGUGAACGCCUUUUACAUGACAAAGGGCGCGGAAGACAUGUGCUUGAUGACUCCGUGUGAACACGGCGGCGGGUGUUCAAUUCUUCAAAACAAAAUAAGGUGUGACUGCCCGAAAGGAUUUCUGGGUGAUCGCUGUCAACUACGAGCUAAUGUACCUUACUUCCAAGGUGGAGCUAUCGCAUUGGGUAGUGCCUACAUGAAUUGGCGUUGGAAUUUAAUGUUUACGACGAGGGUAGACGUAUUCAGUGCUGUCUUUGGUAUUCGACCUGAGCAAAAUAAUGGCCUUAUCAUGUACUCGGGAUCUGCGAACGCUUUCAUUUCGUUAGCCAUAAUUAAUGGCCAGAUUCAAUUCAGGUUCAAACUUCGCCAAGGCAGAGCUAGCACUACAAUCAGCACGGACUUCGCCCUGCAACUGAACGCUUGGUCUAGUAUCGAGGCGCACAUUGAUAUCGUGGGCGCAGGUGUAGCCUUGGGGUCUUUAGUAGUUGACAGCAAAAACUUCACGUCAAGAGUAUCAGGCUUCUCGACCGCGCUAUAUUCCAGUUUACUACAGGAAAGAGUAUACAUUGGUGGAGGGUCUACAGCUAAUGCUGCUAUCAUUUUUGAAAGGACGGGGGUAAGAGCUGGUUUUAAAGGCUGUAUGCGGGACUUCGUAUCCGAAGACGAAGAUUUGCGUGAGAGACCGCUGGACAUAUCCGUUAGCUUUGAAGAAGGGGAAAAAGAGGAUCCCGCUCGAUUAUUCGUCAAGGUAACGAAGUGCGGAUGUAAAGACCAGCCUUGCCAAAAUGAUGGAAAAUGCGCACAGAGAAAGAGGGACUUCCGCUGUGACUGCAAAUUAGGAUUUACCGGGCCACAGUGUCAAAUCAAAAGUUGCGGUGGAAAUGUCAAGUUUGACGUAGGAUUCGCCAUAGAUGGCUCCAAUUCAAUCGACGACAAUGAAUACCGCCUAACCAAAGAUUUUGUCAAAGACGUCAUCAAGGCCUUUUCCAUCUCAGAGGAUGGAACUCAUGUUGCCUUGCUGCAGUAUGCGAGCAUAGGAACUAUGGAAAUCUACUUUAAUGAUGAUGAAUAUCGAGAUCCAGACUUACUUCUAAAAGAGGUGGAAAACGUGAGAGCCCUCAGGGGUGCGGCGACUGAUAUUGGAGAUGGUCUGGAGGUGGCGCUGAAGGAAAUGUUUUCUACCAAGAAUGGAAUGAGAGGCAAUGAUGUGAAAAAGCUGUUUAUCUUUUUCACGGACGGCAGAAAUACAGACACUGUGGCGGACUUAAGUGUUAAAGCGAACCAAAUCAAGAACAUCCCGAACAUGACGUCGAUUGCAGUCGGAGUUGGGGAUAUAGUAGUUCGCGAUGAACUGCUGACAAUAGCUUCCAGUGAGGACGAGGUUUUUGAACUCGAAGAAUUCGAAGAGCUGAAACUGCUCAUAGAUAAACUGAGACCCAGGGAGUGCCAAGGAGAUGAUUUUCCAUAGCGUCCAAUUGUAUAAGGCCAAAUAUUUACUUCCGUAAAAUAGAAAAUUGUUCCAUUGCUACAACCCGUUCUACUAGUGGUAGAUAAGUUUUUUUU
Stylophora pistillata is the source of this 4028-nucleotide messenger RNA. RefSeq lists its product as uncharacterized. The record is from RefSeq and is a predicted model, not a curated record. Gene Ontology annotation, molecular function: metalloendopeptidase activity; zinc ion binding; protein binding. Lineage: Eukaryota; Metazoa; Cnidaria; Anthozoa; Scleractinia; Pocilloporidae.